Molecule: messenger RNA, 1368 nt
Organism: Cuscuta europaea
Lineage: Eukaryota; Viridiplantae; Streptophyta; Magnoliopsida; Solanales; Convolvulaceae
Source: the annotation of a GenBank genome assembly
UAUAUACAUACAUCACAUGCAAAAUACAUGAACAUGACAUUGCAUGCCGCAAUGGAGAAAAUAUUACUACUUUUCCUUCUUCUUCCUCUUUUGUUGUACCCGACCAAUGUUGUCUCAGACGACAACGUUCCGAUCCCUCCGACUAAGGAUCAAGUGAACACUUGGUUCACCGCCAACGUCAAGCCCCUCGCAUCCAGAAAGGACCUCGAUCCUGGCCUUGCCAAGGCCGAGGCCAACGUCUCUCACAUUAAGGUCAGUAGCGACGGAAAAGGGGAUUUCAAGACCAUUUCUGAUGCCAUCAAUAGCAUUCCCGCCGGAAACACACAAAGAGUUGUCAUUUCAUUGGCAGGCGGGACCUACAAGGAGAGAGUGAAGAUCGAAAGAGACAAGCCAUUUAUCACCUUGUACGGUGACCCGACGGAUCGGCCCACUAUAGUCUCUGGUAGCACGGCGGCUAAAGAUGGCACCGUGUACAGUGCCACCUUGUCUGUUUCAUCAGAUUACUUCAGUGUGGUUAAUAUUGACAUUGUGAAUUCGGCUCCGAGGCCAGAUGGCCAAAAACCGGGGCAACAAGCAGUGGCCGUAACCCAGAGUGGCGACAAGGCCUCCUAUUACAACUGUAAGAUGAAAGGAUUUCAGGACACAUUAUGUGACGAUGCAGGAAAACACCUCUUCAAUGAUUGCUAUAUUGAAGGAACGGUGGAUUUCAUAUUUGGCAAUGGCAAGUCUCUAUAUGUGAACACAGAGUUGCAUGUGAUAGAAGGCGAUAAUAUGGCUGUGAUAAUAGCACACGCUAGGCACACGAAUGCUGAGGACACUGCAUACUCUUUUGUGCAUUGCAAAGUUACAGGGAAAGGGACUGGGGCGUUGCUUGGGAGAGGAUGGAAGCCUUUCUCAAGGGUCAUUAUGUCAUACACUGAAAUCAGCAAUUGCAUAAAACCAGAGGGGUGGGAUGGCAUGCGUGGAAAUCCUACAGAUGGAGGGACAACUUUCUUUGGAGAAUAUAAGAACACUGGACCAGGAUCUAAUAUGAACACGAGGCCCAAGUUUGUUAAGAGGUUGACUGAUACAGAAGUUAAACCUUACAUCACACUUGGUUUCAUAGAAGCAUCUAAGUGGCUUCUUCCCCCAACCGGUGGAGGACCUGCGGGGGUAAGGGCUCCCGCUUCCGGCCAUGAGCUUUAGGAUUAAUACUUAGCAUAAAAAUGAUGUCUUCCUAUUCGAAUAAAAAAUACUCUAUAACUACUAGAUGAGCUGAUAAUCCAGUCAAAGAGCACAUAGAAAUUGUUAUAAGACACUUAAACGAUUAUAGAACGAUUGCUUACGAUUAGACAUGUUGACACAAUCAUUAUUUUGAAAGUGGCAUUG